AUGAUCGUUCUUCCUAACACUCCACCGACUCCAAUACCAUGGAAGGUCAACACGCAGGUCGUGCUGGCCGAAACACAGAGUCUCAGAGCAUCGCUUUGCCCCUCUUCAAUUGCUUCUCACAGCGAGACCGUCCGCUAUGUGUCCGGGCUACAAGAAUACUUAGAAGCGCUAUUCCAGCAGUUGAACAAUGAAGUACACGAGAAGUCUAUUGCACGAUUUGCCUCCAAGGCGCUGGAUAUCACGCUCACAGGGAAAGUGCCUUGGCGCAAUGUGGAGAAGAAAGAGUCGAAGAAGUUAUUCAAGUUGAAUGGGAAGUCAGACAUUGCAUUGACUUUGGCAGCCGAGAUCCAGCUCGUGACGGUGAGCUUGGCGUUGCUGUACAUCAAAUUGGGUGCUGAGCUUGCUAAUGAACUUAUAGACUCGGACUCUGACCUGGAGCCAGAGAAGGAGAUCGAUGAAAAAUGGAAAGCGGUGGCUGUUCACUAUAAGAGGGCCACGUCUUUCAGCCUAUUUGGAAGUCAAUUCACCAUGGGAAGCACAGAUACCACAAUUGACCCUCGUUUGUUUGUUCUUGUGGAUAAAUGCAGCCAGAUUGGAAUUCAGAUGUCCAUUUUGUCCAAGUUCUCGUGGCUUAAUAGAAACUCCUACAAUCUGAGUGAAACGUUCGUUUCCAGCAACAAUAAUAUACUAUGUCGAGUUGCCAUUUUUGUUCUUGACGAGGUGACCUCUUGUAUCAAUUUAGUCCGUGAGUUGGAUUCCAACGAGUCCAAUCAUUAUAGACUUCAUUAUGAUGGCUGGAUCGACUACUUGUCUGUCGUGCGCCAGUAUGCUACUGCUUAUGCGGGCUUGUUCUUGUCAAUUGAGUACUACAAAAAGGACAGUCUUGGCCAUGCAAUUGGUCUUAUCAAUUUCUCGUUGCUCUCAUUGCAAAGCAAGAGCAUGGCAGAAAUCAAACCCUCGAAAAUGAAAAUCCUCAACAGAUUCAAAACAAAGGUUGCCAGUAAGCGAAACGAGCACUUUGUACAAAAUUUGAAUUCAGUGACGUCGCUAAGGAUAGACAAAUCUGUCUUUCUGGACCUGUCUGGGCUCGUUCUCGAGGACCUCAAACUUUUAUUUGACCAGCUAGUACAGUGCCACUUAAAAUAUACCAAAGAGAACGACAAUCUCAAGUUUGAGCCUGUGGUGGACUGGAAGGAUGUACACGGAGACUCUAGAUGGCCUUUUGGAAAUAAAAUACCCGUCUCUACAAUAGAGAUGUAUUCUCCAAAGGUUCUACUGCCACAUCAAGCUGACACGUUGAAGAAGGACUUCACUGGGCGAGGGUCGUACUUUUGA
This is a messenger RNA of Candidozyma auris, 1335 nucleotides long. RefSeq lists its product as uncharacterized. The coding region runs from base 1 to 1335 and encodes 444 amino acids. The transcript has a single exon. The record is from RefSeq and is a predicted model, not a curated record. Lineage: Eukaryota; Fungi; Ascomycota; Pichiomycetes; Serinales; Metschnikowiaceae.